GUUCACCACUACCACUUCCUAAACACCCUGGAUUGGCCAAUGCUCUCGCCAUGGAUCUCAAAGGUGCGCGUGACGCUACUUUCCGGGUCCCUAUCUCGAGCAAGGAGUUCGUCAAUGUCAAAAUCCAUGUGCCGGCCAUCAGAGCACAAGGCCUCAAUCUCCUACCAUGGGCAUCAACCUACGUCCUCGCAUGUCAGCUUCACAAUCUCGGUAUCAACCCACCUCGCGAAGAAAGCUUGAACAUCCCCAUAUUAGAACUCGGAGCUGGGAUAGGACUUGUCGGUUUAGUCGGCUCGAUGAUAUGGCACCAGCGCGCCAUACUGACAGACCUCCCGCAAGUUGUUCCGGGACUCACGACCAACAUCGAUCUAAAUUCGAAACUAAUACACCAUUACAAUGGGUCAGUCAGCGCGGGAUCACUAGACUGGACUGAGCCAGAUACUCUCACACUGCACGAUGGCAGCACCAUCUCGGCCCGUGGGACCAAAGCGAAUAUCGUGAUGGCCGCGGACACCAUCUACGAUGAACAACAUCCGGAAAUGCUUACUCAGACAAUUCUCCGGUGGCUCGCUCCAGGACGUGAUGCCAGGUUGAUCAUAGUAUAUCCCCUGCGUAUAGCCUACCUGGACCAAAUCCGUGAGCUAUGGGAGCGCCUUGAAAAUGCAGGUCUGGAAGCUAUAUUAGAAGGCACAAAGGAGGCCGAAGAGAUCGACAACACUUCUUGGGACGACGAACGGCUUUGCGAGUGGAGUGUAUGGAGAUGGAGGAUAGAUGAGGACUCAUCUGGAAGUGAUAGUUCGUCUUGAGGUAUGCUCUAUAGUGAUUAUGGGUCAAGCAUGUGGGAUUAGACGUGGUUGGGAUAGAUUUCGCUAAAAGAUAGAUUCUGCUAAUCAACGAUCGAAUGCUGCUAUUUCGCCAUGGCUACACAUUCGAUCGAAACUAGACCACUUCGAGGUAGCUCGUCGCGAAAGCAGAACUGCAAGGGGUUCAAGAUUACAAAGUAUUCCUCAUUUGCAACGUUGACUCCUACAGACUCAUUAACCU
Messenger RNA from Paraphaeosphaeria sporulosa, 1044 nucleotides. RefSeq lists its product as uncharacterized. The record is from RefSeq and is a predicted model, not a curated record. The transcript has a single exon. Lineage: Eukaryota; Fungi; Ascomycota; Dothideomycetes; Pleosporales; Didymosphaeriaceae. The coding region runs from base 51 to 806 and encodes 251 amino acids.